AAUGACAUAUGUCAAUGAAGUAUAAAAUAUCUAAAGCCUUCGAUAAAUAAUAUAAUUAUGAUUAAUAUCAUAAUUUGAAAGUGCGUGUUUAUAUAAAACGAUUAAGAUGUUUAUGACACUAUAAAACGUGUCUAUUUAUAGAAUUUGUAUAGAUUUAAAUAAAAGAAAAAGAGGCCGAUUUAGAAGAUAACAUUUAAGAUGACUUUAUCGAUUAAAAUAGAAAGACAAAAGAUUCUCAAACCUUAUCUGGGUGGAUGGCGUCACAAAAUUACCGGAAUAGAAUACGUAAACGCAGCUUCUCAAACUGGACCUCUGCCAAAACAGAUAUCAUGGCAGAAUACGUGCAGCAGAGCGGUGCAAUGUAUGCAAAUGAAGGAUGGCGCAACCCAAUCAUUGCGUCAUUGUGCAACACAAAUGUGGCGGUACUACAUACCUAGUGAAGAGGAUAAAUACAUGAUUGUAAAGCCAUAUAAAAGCCAUGCAAAAAUACAAUCCCAUUUAGAUAGAUACGCACGUGUAAUUCAGAGAAAUUACCGAGCAUAUAGAUUGAUGAAAUACAUCAGGAAAUGUGCACAAACUUAUCGCAAUAUGCUCGAAAAAUGUAACAAAUACGAGGAAGAGAAAGCUAUUGCUUACAACUCUUCUAGAAUGCGACAUAAAUCCAACAUUCUUCGUCAAACUUAUCCGCGAUCGAGGGCUGACUUUGACAUGCUCUACAAUCUGAUCGAAAGAUGGAGAUCCGAUUGUCUAAAAGAUAUAAAAUCACGAUUGUUCAAAAGCGGGCAACGUGCUGAAAAUUACAGAAUUCUAGAAAAGACAGUGGAAAUGUUUAAUUAUAUCGACAAACAUAAGCAAGCUAUUAAAAGCUCGUACAGGAAGCAAAGAGCUCUUAAAUUUUUGACGUUAAAUUGCAAGUCGAUACGAUGGACCGGUUACAAGGGUAAAACCGUAGAGAUGAUCACUAUGAAAAUUCAAAAGGCUCGGGAGUUUAAAAGAGUCUAUGAUGCAUUGAAUAAUCGCAAUGUUAAUUCAGAGGAACGGAUGAAGUUAUUAAUAAUGUUAAAGACAUCGCUCGAAUCACACAAUUGUAUUGAUGCUUUUGAUCUGAUCUCUUUAUUGGAUCAAGAGAUCGCAUUAUUGAAUCGAAAGAUUGAGGAUUUAUCACUCGAUUAUUUAAACGAAAGAAUAAUGCAUACUUACUUAAAUUUUGUGAGCGUGUAUAGCACGUGCAGAUGCAAAUGUGUAAAUUCUAAAGACAAUGAAUUACGAGAACCUUUAGAAGCAAGAAUGAAAUUUUGUCGGAAUUGCUCAAAACUACUUCCUUUCCAUAGAUUUUUCCCACAUACCAGAAUGAAGAAACUAUCAGUUUGUAUUAGUUGCAGUUCUCUAGCUCGGCGUAAUUUUGCACAUGUGGAUUAUGAUCCUUACAUGUUUAUAUUAAAUUGCGUGCGAGCUGAGGAAGAACGUCAAAGCUCCAGUUCCGGUUUGGCAUUUAUGAUGCAGGAACAUGAUAUUUAUCAUCUAGUUAAUCAUAUUUGGCACGGUCAAUCAGCGGUCAGUAAAGUUAAGGAUCUUUUUGUUCUGAGAUUGAUCAGAUAUCAAAAGGAUAUUGAAUGGGCACCUUGGAAUUGUAUUCUUCUUACGGAAGACGAAGCCAAUAUACAUUGUCAUAUUGAUGAUCUUGCUACUGUAUACUCGAAGCAUCUGAUAAAUCAGAUCAAUUUGAAUCAUCAGAUUGCAAAGAAUUAUUUCAAGUAUGUAUAA
This is a messenger RNA of Nylanderia fulva, 1764 nucleotides long. NCBI's taxonomy places the organism in Eukaryota, Metazoa, Arthropoda, Insecta, Hymenoptera, Formicidae. The record is from RefSeq and is a predicted model, not a curated record.